Molecule: messenger RNA, 1020 nt
Organism: Heterobilharzia americana
Lineage: Eukaryota; Metazoa; Platyhelminthes; Trematoda; Strigeidida; Schistosomatidae
Source: the annotation of a GenBank genome assembly
AUGCAAAAUCUCAAGGUUAUACGUACGUGCGGUAUACGUAAUGUGAAAAGUUACAGUAUUAUUCUUUCUAGAAAAAUAUUAUUUCGCUUAUCUGUUGUGAAGAAGUGUUAUUUAUCAUUAAUGGCCGACAAGCGGUCACAGGCAGGAUAUCCUCAGAUACCAUUCCCCACAAGCUUACCCCAUCAUCCUUAUCCAAUGGAUAGUGGGCAGCAAUGGCAAGGAGGAGCGCAAUAUCCGUAUGCUGACUUUGAUAACAACCCUUAUCAUAAUGAAGGAAGUAUGAAUAACAAUCCUGUUGAUGCUGCUGGUGGGAGAUAUGUAGAAGAUCAGUUUACUUCAUCCAAUUUUAGUGAUAAAAAUGUUCGUCGUGCAUUUAUUCGUAAGGUGUACAUUACGCUCAGCGUGCAGCUAUUAUUCACCUUGGUAAUUGUUUGCAUCUUUGUACUUGUUUUACCUGUCAGAAAUUGGGUGCGUAGAAAUCCAUGGUUCUACUACUUAGCCUAUGCAAUAUUUUUUGUAACCUACCUGGUACUCGGUUGUAUUGUGAGCGUACGCAGAAAAGUCCCUGGCAAUUACAUAUGUUUAACUGUAUUUACAUUGGCGUUAUCUUAUAUGGCUGGUUCAAUUGGUGCAUUUUAUGGAGCUGAAGCAGCUUUGAUCGCUGUUGCGAUUACAUUUGCUCUAUGCCUUUGUAUAACACUGUUCGCAAUACAAACACGUAUUGAUUUUACAAUGUGCUCCGGUAUGCUGUUUGUAUUUGGAUGCGUUGUUAUGCUCACUGGGCUUGCCUGCAUGAUUGUAUAUUUCACCUUGGGGCCUAAUAAGGUUUUACAGGGAGUCUAUGGCGGCUUAGUUACCCUACUAUUCGGAUUGUAUUUAGCCUACGAUACUCAACAAAUAAUGGGUGGAAGACAAUAUGAACUUGAACCAGAAGAAUAUAUAUUCGGUGCUAUGCAACUUUAUGUGGAUAUUGUCUUUAUGUUUAUGGCUAUAGCAGGCAUAGCGAAUGCAGCCUCAUAA